AUGCGAACACUUCACAACCCAUUGAAGGGAGGUAAUACUCGGUCCCACUGCCACCUCGGUCCUGUUAAUAGUGAUAUUAGGUGCCUCGGAAUAGUAAGAACAGUGCAAUCCUGGUCGCCUCCUAACGGGUCGUCCCUGCCAUCGCUGGAUGAAACUCCCCUAACAGCGGUUGAAACGAGACCUCCACGGAGGGAACAGUCCUGCUACUUUGCUGCGUUGAACGGCCAAACAGAUUUCUCUUGCCGGCCGCCGUUGCUAAAUUCCCCGCCAGGAUCGAUUGGUUGGUUAAACCAGGACACGUUUAAAACUUACCGGAGCCCGGGAUUAAACCCGGGCUCUUUUCAGAAACAGUUGAGACAAACGAGACAUGGCGCAAAGAGACCCAAGAGGGCACACUUUUUGUCCAGGCCGAAAGACCAGGACGCGCAAUCCAUGUCCGGCCGCAGGGAACAGUUGUUCCCAGACCAGAUAUCCCAAAGUAUUCGGUUCCACUACAGAAGCCAUCACAGCCCAAAAAAUUUUCUGAAAAAACAGCAUUAUAAAUGA
Molecule: messenger RNA, 546 nt
Organism: Huiozyma naganishii CBS 8797
Lineage: Eukaryota; Fungi; Ascomycota; Saccharomycetes; Saccharomycetales; Saccharomycetaceae
Exons: 1
Coding region: 1-546 (181 amino acids)
Source: RefSeq, a predicted model, not a curated record